This is a messenger RNA of Setaria italica (foxtail millet), 2132 nucleotides long. Its product is annotated as deoxynucleoside triphosphate triphosphohydrolase SAMHD1 homolog. Bases 305 to 1792 code for a protein of 495 amino acids. Gene Ontology annotation, biological process: dGTP catabolic process. The record is from RefSeq and is a predicted model, not a curated record. NCBI's taxonomy places the organism in Eukaryota, Viridiplantae, Streptophyta, Magnoliopsida, Poales, Poaceae. Gene Ontology annotation, cellular component: nucleus. Gene Ontology annotation, molecular function: dGTPase activity. The transcript is spliced from 19 exons.
AUCGCUCUGAACUUCCUCUUCCAAUCCUGCCGGGGGAUCACGACGAGCGUGGAGUAACCACCCCGCAUUGGCCAAUUUUCCGUUUCCGUUAUUAAUCCGCAUCCAAAACCCCCCUCUCGCUGUGCCUUUGCUCCCUGCCUUACCCUUUUUCUCGUCCUCCCCGCCGCCUCGCCCGUUCCAGCUUUCCAUUGCCCCCAUCCCCGCCUCCAAAAAGCACAAGCCCCGCCCGCAACGCGCCCCCACGCCGCACGAGCGCGCGCUCUCUCCGAACCUUCGGGAACACCGACGCGGCGGCGGCGGCGGCAUGGGAGAGUACUGCGCCUCACCGGAGGGGGACUCCGCGCUGGCGGCGGCGUCCCCGGCGGCCACCCUGACGUUCCACUCUCCGUCCCCCGCGGCGGCGGCGGCGGUGGCCAGGCCAGGGUACGGGAGUUGCGAUCGCCGGUACGUGAAGCAGGUGUUCGACAACCUCCACGGGAGCAUCUCGCUCGACCCGCUUGCUCUGCAGUUUGUGGACACUGAAGAAUUUCAGAGGUUGCGGGACCUAAAACAACUUGGUCUUACAUAUCUGGUCUAUCCUGGAGCUGUUCACACACGCUUUGAACAUUCACUAGGAGUUUAUUCGUUGGCUGGGAAGGCUAUGAAUAAUCUUAAAACGUAUCAGGGAGAAGAGCUUGGUAUUGAUCGCAUCGACAUGCAAACUGUGAAGCUUGCAGGCCUCUUGCAUGAUAUUGGACAUGGCCCCUUCAGUCAUUUGUUUGAGCAUGAGUUUCUUCCUCGUAUUAAUCCUGGCUCAACCUGGUCUCACGAACGUAUGUCAGUACUGCUGUUGGACAGUAUUGUUGACAAACAUGCAAUAGAUAUUGAAGAUGAUUAUCUCAAAAUGGUCAAGGAGAUGAUAGGUGCCAGCUCUAAGUCUGCCACCACAAAAAGUGCAAAGGAUAAGCAUUUUCUUUAUGACAUUGUUGCUAAUGGGCGCAAUGGUAUAGAUGUUGACAAGUUCGACUACAUUGACCGUGAUUGCAGAGCAUGUGGUCUUGGCUCUAAUUUCCAGUACUGGAGGUUGAUGGAGGGCAUGCGAGUGAUGGGUGAUGAAAUUUGCUAUCCUGCCAAAGAUUACUUGAGCAUCCAUAAAUUGUUUUCAACACGUGCUGAUCUGCACCGGACUGUCUACACCCACCGCAAAGUAAAGGCUGUUGAACUCAUGCUUGUGGAUGCGCUCAUUGAGGCUAAUGAUUACUUGGGAAUAUCAUUGCAUGCAAAUGAUGCAGAAGAUUUUUGGAAGUUGGAUGACACAAUCAUUAAAAGCAUUGAAACUGCUCCCAAUGAUGAACUGAAGAAAGCAAAAGAAAUCAUUCAACGUAUUCGCCGAAGAGAGCUCUACAAGUUUUGCAAUGAGUAUUCUGUUCCAAAGGACAAGCUGGAGCAUUUCAAAAACGUAACUGCACAGGACAUAGUUUGUUCACAGAAGUCUUCUGAAGUGCUACUGAAGGAAGAGGAUAUUGCUGUCAGUAAUGUUAAGAUUGAUCUUACUCGUGGAAAAGACAACCCUCUUGAAAGCAUCAAGUUCUUUAAGGAUUUUGGAUGUGAUGAGAAGUUCACCAUCACAGAUGACCGGGUCAGCCACUUGCUACCUGCCUACAAUGAGGAUAGAAUCGUGAGGGUCUAUGCUAAGAAGCCGGAGCUGGUGGAAGCAGUGUCAAAAGCCUUUGAGAACCUCCAAGUGAAGAUGUAUGGCGAGAAGACUCAAGUGCACGAUACACCCAAGAAGAAGAGGCUUAGAUCCAACUAGCCAGUUGGGUUUUGUCAAAUAUCAGUCUUUACAUAGUAUACGACACAGGAAAAUAGCUCUGACAAACGAGAAGAAAGCAACCUCUAUAGCUACAACAUCCCAGUAUUCACAGAUUUUAGGUGGUAGUCUGCACUGGGAAGGUGUGGAUAUUUUGUACAGCAGGCGACAUACAGACAGAACCUUGUCUGAAGUGUAAAAGCUCUCCUAAACUAUGCUACAUAGGCAUAGGAUGGAUAGCUAGCUGCCUAGCUCGAUACCGAAUGCUACGUGGUUAGUACUUGUACUUAAUACGCAUCAUCAACUAUUCAACUCUACGGAACUUUUUUUUUUGAAAAAACAA